This is a messenger RNA of Closterium sp. NIES-65, 5814 nucleotides long. The record is from the annotation of a GenBank genome assembly. NCBI's taxonomy places the organism in Eukaryota, Viridiplantae, Streptophyta, Zygnematophyceae, Desmidiales, Closteriaceae.
AUGAACGGCAGCAGGAGGGCUGGUGGUGCUAGUAACAGGGUGGCUAGUAACGAGGAUGAGGAUGUGAUGGAGCUGAGCGGGCGGGAGGUGCAGGAAGCCAUGCUGCAGGCGAGGCUCAGAACCGCGCAGAGACAGAUGAUGCGCUCCAUGGGGGGCGGCAUGCCGGGUGGCGCUCUGGGCGGUGUGCCGGGCGGCGUUCUGGGUAGCGUGCCGGGCGGCGUUCUGGGUAGCGUGCCGGGCGGCAUGCCGGGUGGCGUAAUGGGCGGCAUGGUGGGCGGCACGACUGGAAACACGGUUCGGGGAUUGGGGGGUGGCGUGGGGAUAGGUACAGGAUUGGGAUUAGGCGGUGCUGGUGAUGGGAGGGAGGGCAGGGAGGGGAGGGGUGUGGUUGAAGGGGUAGGGAGAGAGGGGAGUGAGGGGAGUGAGAGUAGUGUUGUGAGUGUGAUCAGUAUGGCGAGUGAUGAUGAGGAUGAUAAGGUGGGUGAUGAGGUGAGGCAGCAGUGGGAGCAGCUGGGGCAGCUGAAGGCUGUUCUGUCACCGCAGAGGCAGAGGGGUCGGCGGGACGAAGGUGAGAGAAGCAGAGGCCGGGGGAGCGUUGGGCAGCAGCAGCGUAAUCAGCUUCAGGGUAACCAGCAGCAGCAGCAGCAGAUUAACCAGCAGCAGCAGCAGCAGCAGCAGCAGGUGCAGCAAGAGGUUUUGCAGUGGCAGCGGCAGCAGCAGGAGGCGAGGCAGCAGGUGCUUCUGGAGCAGGAGGUGAGAGACCGGUUUGGCGAGCGCGUGCUGCUCCGAGACCAAGGGGAUGAUGAUGAGGAGGAAGAGGACGGAGAGGGGGAAGGUGGUGGGAGUGGGAGGAGGAGAGGGAGGGAAGGCGCAGGUGGUAAUGCAUGGCAGUGGUUUGGGGUUGGGAUGGGAGGGAGAGGGGCGGAUAGGGAGGAGGAGAGGCGAGAGUUUGUGGAGGCGAGGAGGAGGAGUGCGGCUGACGCUCUGAGGCACUUCAGGAGCAUGCGGGACGAGGGGCUGGUGCAACGGUUGCCACAGGCUGAGCUGAACCAGCAAACCGCAAUGCGGCAAAUUCUGGAAGGUCUCUCCCUCGCGGGAACAGCAGAGGAGGUAGAAAUGCCGGCAGGGGCUUUAAGAGUGCCGUUGCUGACACAUCAACGCAUGGCAGUGGCGUGGAUGAGACGCAGAGAGGCGUCCAUCCCUGCUGGGGGGAUACUGGCGGAUGACCAGGGGCUGGGGAAGACGCUGACCACGAUUGCACUCAUUGUGCUGGGGGUGCGGGAGGGCCGGGAGAGGGAGAGGAAGGAGAGGGAGAAGGGGAAGGGGGUUGCUGGGGAGGAGGGGCAGAUGCUGCUGCUGACAGGUGGUGCGGGUACAUGUGAUGCUGGUCCUUCUGGUGCUGGUGCAUCUGGCGCUGGUACAAGUGGUGGUGGUGCUGCUGCUGCUGCCGCUGCUGCGGUGCCGGUGGCAACAUCAGGAGGAGGAGGAAUGGGAGUAGGGAGCAGCAGCAAGAUGGAAGUGGUUGAUCUGGAGGAGGAAGACGAGGAGAGGGAGAGGGGGCGGGGGAGAUGGGAUGGGAAGAAACAACGACUAGCAGCUCCAAUGCUGUCAGUGGCAGGUGCAGCAACGCCACCUGAGCUCUCUACAGCCGCCACGUCAGCAGCGGCCACGUCAGCAGCUGCUGCAUCAGCAGCUGCCACGUCAGCAGCGUGCGGUACAGGUGGCAGGGGCAAGCGCGUGAGCGGCGGCACGCUGGUGGUGUGCCCCACGAGCAUUCUACGGCAGUGGGAGCGGGAAAUACGCGAGCGCGUAGGUGCCCUGGGGGAUGCAGCAGGCACUGCUGCUGCUUCUGGUUCUGCUGGCGCUGCUGGCGGUGUGGGAGACGAGAGGUUGGCUAGUGGAACUGGGGAAGGAGGAGGGAGGAGAGGAGGAGGAAACACAGGAGUAGGAGGAAGAGGGGGCGGGGGAAGAGGGUUAUCGGUGCUGGUGUAUCAUGGGCCGGGGCGCACGCGGAGUGCAGCGGAGGUGGCAUCGUACGACGUGGUGCUGACCACCUAUGCCAUCGCCGCCAUGGACGUGGGGGGAAGUAGAGGCGGUGAUGGGGGCGAGGGGGGGAAGGGCAAAGGGAAAGAGCCCUCGUGGGAGGAGGUGAUGGGGAUUGGUGGGGGUGGUGGGGGCGGGGCGGGGGGGAAGAGGAAGGCGGGUGGUGGUGAGGGUGGGAGUGGGGGCAGUGGGGGGAGUGUGGGGGGUCCGCUUGCGGGGGUGGCGUGGCAGCGAGUGGUGCUGGACGAGGCUCAGGCCAUUAAGAACCGCAACACGCAGGUAGCGAGAGCAUGUUGGGCUCUGAGGGCCAAGAAGCGGUGGUGCCUGUCGGGAACGCCCAUGCAGAAUGCGGUGGACGAUGUGUAUUCCUACCUGCGCUUCCUGCGCUUCACCCCGUACGACGAGUACGCGUCCUUCCGCACAACCAUCAAGGACCCCAUCACGCGCAACCCCUCCCAGGGCUUUAAGCGCCUGCAGGCCGUGCUGCUGGCUGUCAUGCUGCGCCGCACCAAGGCCACGCGCAUCAAGGGGGCGCCCAUAGUGAACCUGCCACCGCGCAUAGUGGCGCUGCAGCGAGCGGAGUUCACAGCAGAGGAGAGGGCCUUCUAUCUCUCUCUCGAGGCCUCCUCCAAGCGCCAGUUCCACGACUACGCGGCAGCGGGCACGGUGCAAAACAACUACAUGCACAUUCUCACGAUGCUGCUGCGCCUGCGCCAGGCCUGCAACCACCCCGCCCUCGCCAAGGGCGCCCCCAUCGCGCCAGACACCCGGACCAGAGGCAAUGGAGGAGGAGGAGCAGCAUCACGGGGGAGGGGCGGGGUUGGCGGAGGGGGAGGGGGGAGUGGUGGGGCGCCGGGGAGGCGGAGUGUGUUUGCCGGGUCAGUAGGGAGGCUAUCAGUGGGUAAGCGCGCCGAGCUAGUUCGGCAGGUUGCACAGGUGGGGGGAGAGGCAGUGUGUGAGUUAUGUGGGGAUGCAGCGGAGGUGCCGGUGCUGUCGGCUCGUGCCGUCCUCAACUACCUUCUCGCCCUCCCUCUCAUGCCCGCUUCUCCUCCUCCUUCUGCUGGCCCUGCUGCUGCUGCUGCCCUCCCUCUCAUGCUCCCUGCUCCCCUUCCUUCGUCUGCUUCUCCUCCUGCUGCUGCUACUCUUCCCACCUCCUCACUUCCCUCCUCUCUCCCAUCCUCCUUUCCCUCCUCCCUUCCCUCCUCCAUUCCCUUCUCCGGUCCCGCCUCUCUCCCAUCCUCCCAUCCCUCUUCCCUCCCGCCAUCGCAUCCCACCAUGCCCCCACCCAGUGCACGUACUGUCUCUGGCCCUGUUCUCUCAAGUACCCCUCCCACCUCCAAUUCAUUCAUUUUUACUCCUCCACCUCCACCUCCCACCUCCGCACCUCCCACUUCCACUCCUCCCACCUCCCUUCCCUCCUCUACCCCUCCCUCUGUGGAGGAAGAGGUGAGAGGUGGGGCAGUGGGAGGGGGUGCAGGAGACUGUGUAACGAGACAUGACGCUGGUGCAGCAGGUGCAGGUGGAAAUUCUGGUGGGGUUGGGGGCCUGGGAGAGGUCAAGCAGGAGGCAUGCGACGGGGGAGGUGAUGGGGGAUUGUUGCAACAGGGAGAAGGGACGAGUGUGCAGCCGCAGCAGCAGCAGCAACAGCAACAACCACAACAGCAACAGCAGCAGCAACAGCAACAGCAACAACCACAACAGCAACAGCAGCAGCAACAGCAACAGCAAGAACAGAAGCAAGAACCAGAGGAGGCAGGGUGGAUGGCGGGGCUGUGGGCAGAGAUUGCGGCAAGCGCUGUGCUGGAGGAGGAGGAUGUGGGGUCGCGAGGGGCAGAUGUGGCACCUGGGGAAGGGACACCUGGGGAAGGGACACCUGGGGAAGGGGCACCUAGUGGGUGGGUACCUGAUGUACCGUCUGCACGUUUGACAGGAGGUGCAGUGAAAGACGAAAUGGUUGAGAGUGGUGGAGAUGGGGAUGCAGGGGUGUUUGGUCCAUCAGGUGGGCGGGCACCUGACCUACCACCACCUGGUCCACCACCUGAUGCACCUGACUCAACACCUGACGUCCCGGAUGUAAAACCUGCUGUCUUUGCUUUAGCUUCUGCUGCACCUGGUUCUAGACCUGACGUGCCUGAUGUUAAGCUUGCAAUUGCUUCAGUAUCUGUCGCUGCACCUGACUCUACACCUGCUGCAGCAUCUGUUGCACCUGACUCUACACCUGCUGCAGCAUCUGUUGCACCUGACUCUACACCUGCUGCAGCAGGUCAUGCCACAGUCAAGAGGGAAGAGCAAGGGGCUGGGGGUGCAAGAGCUGCUCUGAUGAGGGGUGCGGGGGCUGAUGUGGCUGGGGGAGUAGUGAAGGCGGAGAAGCAGGAGGCACAGGAGGGGGUGGGGGUGGAGGUGGGGGUGGGGUUGAGUGAGGAAAAUACUGCCAGGCUGGUUGGGCUGAUGGGGCAGGCAGGCCAGGCAGGGCAGAUUGGGCCGGCGGGGCAGGUUGGGCAGGCGGGGCAGAUUGGGCAGGCGGGGCAGAUUGGGCAGGCGGGGCAGAUUGGGCAGGCGGGGCAGAUUGGGCAAGCGGGGCAGAUUGGGCAGGCGGGGCAGAUUGGGCAAGCAGGGCAGAUUGGGCAGGCGGGGCAGAUUGGGCAGGCGGAAGAGGCGGGGUCUUGGCAAGCAGGUGGGAUGGCAAAGGGGUGCCAGGAAGGUUCUGAUGGGAGUGGAGGUGGAGCAAGAGGGGCGUGCGGCAGUCGGCAUAGGUUGCAGAUCUCAGCAGCUGCUCUCGCAUCAGUGCUGCCACAUGUUGCAUCGCCGCCUUCAGUAUCCCCUGCCGCCCCUCCACCCCAUGCACCCUCUGCUGCCCCUGCACCUCCUGCCGCCCCUGACGCCAUUGCACCUCCGGCACUCUCUGCUGUCCCUGCACUCCCUUCUUCCACGGCAACCCCUUCGUCUGCACGCCUUGCAUCUCCUGCCUCCCAUUCGCCCCAUCCGCCCCAUGCUCCCCUUAUGCCCCUUGCCCCGCCUACACCAUCUGCACACGUUCCACCCCUCGCCCCCCCUGCGCCCACCGGUCUCGCCCGCCCUGCUCCUCCUCCUCCACCCGCCCCUGCCCUUUCUACUCCCUUCGGAAGCACAGCAGGCAGGGCAGCAGAGGGGCACGCAAGGCCAAGCACAGAACAGCGUGAGCUGGCACUGGUGCCUGUGGCACAGGAGAACGGAUUACCGAGUCAAGGGGUGGAGGUGGUGAGAGAUCUAGCACUAGUAAACACUCCCUCGGAGGACAGGGGAAAGGCGAUAGUGAGUGCUGGCUCCUCUCCCUCUCCCUUAAUGGUGAGAGAGAAGGCGAUAGUGUUCUCACAGUGGACGCGCAUGCUGGACCUCCUCGAGCUGCACCUGGCUGCUGCCGGCAUUUCCCACGUGCGCCUCGACGGCACCAUGUCCGUCACCGCUCGAGACAGGGCCAUCGCUGAUUUCACCUCUGAUCCACAGAUCACGGUGAUCCUGGUGUCCCUGAAAGCAGCCAGCGUGGGGCUCAAUCUGAUAGCGGCGAACCACGUGAUACUCAUGGACCUCUGGUGGAACCCCGCAGUGGAGGAUCAGGCAAUUGACCGCGCGCACCGCAUCGGCCAGAUUCGCCCCGUGCGUGUGGCGCGCUUCACCGUGGCCGAUACCAUCGAGGACAGGAUCCUGGAGCUGCAGGUGGGUGGGGGAGGGUCUCGGGGGGUCGGAUCCUGGAGCUGCAGGUGGGUACGGGGGCUGGCUGGGAUGAGGCAUUAG